Molecule: messenger RNA, 1485 nt
Organism: Zalophus californianus (California sea lion)
Lineage: Eukaryota; Metazoa; Chordata; Mammalia; Carnivora; Otariidae
Exons: 11
Coding region: 404-1045 (213 amino acids)
Source: RefSeq, a predicted model, not a curated record
CCCUCCCUCCCCCCCCCAAUCACUGAGCUGGCAAGGCCCCAGACAAGGGGCUGCUUUGUCAGCCUGGGCCAGAGGGAACAGGACCUGCAGCAGCAGCGCAGAGAUCCGUCCGCACUGAACCUGGAACAGGAAACCGACGGAAACUCCUACGGGCUGCUCUGGGCCCAUGAGAUUCUCUCUCUCAGCAAGCUGAACUGAAAGAUCCAGAAACAAAAUCAGUUAGAUCCACUGGCAACUGUUCAACCUUCAGACCUAUCCAGAUGGUGACCUCCUCUGGUCGGCUCCCCGGCUCUGCCCCAGCCCGGAUCACCGUGGAAUAAGAGGCCUUGCUUUGAUAUCUGCUGUAUUCCCAGUGCCUAAAAAUACUGCUUGACACACAUUCCUAGAGGAACCUUGCUUGUCCAUGUCCUUGAUUCGAUCCCAUAGCAGUUCAUCCAAGAGUCCUCUAACCCCAGAGAUGUCGGGUCCCCAUACUAUAAACUCCACAAGGCAAGUCGGACUAAAUGCUGUUGGAUGGACAAAUGGAACAACUUUUUCUCUUUAUUUCUUUUGUCCUUGUCCCCAGCUAUACGCCCCACAGCGAGGAGGAGUGGACAGAAAAAGGCACACCAUGAUUCUCCAACGGCUCAAGCUGGCCAUCUGCUUUAGGGGGUCCCUUCCACUGCAACACCCAGCGCUGCUAUGGAGGGCGUUACUGCAGAGAAGAAGAGACGGCAGGCAUAUUGGAUUGAGGGCCAACACUACUCUGGCCCAGAGUGAAGCCUGCUUAAUAUCGAUGCCCACGAAUAUCAGUAGAAUGAGCCAAUCUAUGAAGAAAUCAAUUCUGGACCUAGUAUCAGUCACCCUUCUGUUGUGUCUUGUGUUGAUGAGAGAUGAUAGAAUCCCUCAGAAGGAGAAACAUCUGCUCCCAGGCGGCGGUCGACCACGGGUAACUGAAAUGCCGAAAGCAAAACUGCAGCAAAAUACACUGAAUGCCUGCUAUAUGCCAGGGACUAGACAUGUGGAACAAAGCACGGAGCCUGUUUUCGUGUCGCUCACAAAGUGAUGGGAGAUGGAGGAGCGGAGACACCAUACUGUGGUAUGGUAUCCUGGAGAUUGCUUCCCUGCAGUGCCAGCCUGGACAACUACAAGAUGAAAAAAAGACACGUAGGCUGGGAGGUGGUUCAUACUAGUAGAGACUGUAUGUUUCUCUACGAUCAUUUCCUUAGUGGCCAGAUGGCCAAACCCCAUUGCUGAUGUGUUACACACUAUUGAGCCUGUUUGCCUAUUGUUGGACACUUGGGUUGUUUACUAUUAAUGGUGCUGUGGUGAUCCUUUGAAGAUGUUUGAAGCAGUAGUUCAUGUGAUGUAUUCAGAUUAACCACAUGAAACAUCUUUAUUUUUCAUCAACCUUUAAAAAUCUACUUUAACUUCAUUAUAAUUUUUACCAAAAUGAACAACAAACCCCACCUCGGCCCUGUUGAUCAAGAGCUCUGACUGGGUUUC